Molecule: messenger RNA, 2678 nt
Organism: Dreissena polymorpha
Lineage: Eukaryota; Metazoa; Mollusca; Bivalvia; Myida; Dreissenidae
Product: mitochondrial uncoupling protein 4-like
Exons: 11
Coding region: 210-1151 (313 amino acids)
Biological process (GO): response to cold
Source: RefSeq, a predicted model, not a curated record
ACAACGUGGAUAUAUAUUGAUGAAACAGCUGAUACUGAUAGUAAUCUGAUCGACAAAACACGAUAUAUCGAUACAAUGUUACAGUUUUGUCAGCGAAGCGAAGCCUUUUAUUAAAGGUGCGACAGCAAAAUAUGAUUUCAAACUAUGGACGCAAAUAUAUAUUGUUUUGAUCUCACAGUUAGCUGUAACUAUGAGCUGACGGAUUAGUCAUGAAGCCUGCAGCACUUCCCAGAAGAGAAGAUGAGAGCUUGGCGUACAAGUAUAUCCUCUCUUCUGCCGCAGCUAUGGUCUCAGAGACGGUUACCUAUCCACUGGACUUGACCAAGACUCGACUACAGAUUCAGGGGGAGAUAAGCCUGGGAGGUACCACGGUGUCAUACUCCAACAGGGGUAUGCUGAAAAUUCUACAUGGAAUAGUUACAGAAGAAGGGUUUUUCAUGCUGUGGCAAGGAGUGACCCCAGCACUUUACAGGCACAUUGUGUACACCGGCUGCAGAAUGACGACAUACGAGUUACUGAGGGACAAUGUUUUCAUGAAGAAUGAAGAUGGUAGCUUUUCGUUAUGGAAGGCUGGCAUAGUGGGGGCAGGUUCCGGAGCGUUUGGCCAGCUGGUUGCCAGUCCCACUGACCUUGUCAAGGUCAACAUGCAGAUGGAGGGGAGACGGAGGUUGGAGGGGAAACCAGCACGAAUUCACAGCUGUUCACACGCAUUCCGCUUGAUCUUGGCCGAGUCUGGAGUUAAGGGCCUUUGGAGGGGCUGGAUACCCAAUGUACAGCGUGCAGCUCUAGUCAACAUGGGAGAUCUGGUUACAUAUGACACUGUCAAACGAAAGCUGCUCAACAACACUCAACUACAGGAUAAUUAUGUUGUUCAUGGUCUUUCAAGUGCCUGUUCUGGUUUGGUGGCGGCCAUUAUGUGUACCCCAGCAGACGUUGUGAAGACCAGGGUAAUGAAUCAGCCUCUGAAGGACGGCAAGCCGAUGGUUUACAAAGGAUCAGUGGACUGUUUUCUCAAGACAUUGAAUCAGGAGGGUUUCUUUGCACUCUACAAGGGCCUAUUUCCCACUUAUUGUAGAAUGGCACCAUGGUCUUUGACAUUUUGGAUUGUGUACGAAAAAUUAAGGAAGUUGACAGGGCAUUCCUCAUUCUAAGUCAGUUUGUGCCAAAGGAACUUCCCUUGUGCCAUAUUGUUAAAAGUUACUUCCCAUUGUAUUUCCUGGUUCUUAACUCUAAAACAAGUUUUGUAUUAAGAUGCAUUUUUUGACAAUCGUGAAUUGUAAGAGUAUUUUCAGUAUGAGGAUUCUAUUUGUGAUACUUGUACCUCAUUAACGUUUUUGUGUCAGUGAUUGCUGUGGUUGUAUUAUUAUCCCUUGCCAUAGGCGGAGGGAUAUUGUUUUGGCGUUGUCCGUCCGUCCGUCUUUCAGUCCGUCUUGCCGUCCGUCUGUCCAGCACUUUUGUGUCCAGAGCCAUAUCGUGGAAGUUCUUUGGAGGAUUUCAAUGAAACUUGGUAUGAGAAUAUAUAUAAAUGGAUAAGAGGAUGAUGCACGCCUAAUGGCAUUGUACACCAUAGCUCAGUGGAUAAGGCGCUUGCUGAAAUCCAGAGGUCUCGGGUUCGAUCCCGGGUCGGGGCACAUACAUGCCAGUCAUGUUUCAGCGGAAUGCUGACUUCUGACUGACAAAUAAAGGCUUAGCUCGGCAUUAAGACGUGUUUGUUUGUUUUGUUUUUUGUUAAUAACAGAGUUAUGGUCCUUUGUAUCUUGGAAAAAUACUUUUUUGUGUCCGGAGCCAUAUCUUGGAAGUGCUUUGGCGGAUUUCAUUGAAACUUGGUAUGAGUAUAUAUAUGGAUAAGAGAAUGAUGCACGCCAAAUGGCAUUGUACACCAUUGGAUAAUAAAGAAGUUAUGGCCCUUUGUAUCUUGAAAAAAUGCUUUUUUGAGUGUCAAAUAUAACGCUUUUGUGUCCAGAAGCAUAUUGGCGAGGGAUAUCAAUUCAACGUAUUUGCUUGUUUUUAUCAUGUUUUUUUUUAUUUCAUGAAUUUAUAUUGCUCAUUAGUUUGAUUUAUAAUGUAUUCAGCGUGUGUACUAUACUUUAAUAUACUAUGUAAAUAAUUGAAUGUAAAUAAUACUACAUAAUGUGAUUAAAUAAUAAUUGUUUCUUAAGAGUUUUUAUGCCCCAGGGUGGCAUAUAGCAGUUGAACUGUCCGUCAGUCUGUUCGUCUGUCUGUCUGUCUGUCCCUCGAAAACUUUAACGUUUGUCAUAACUUUUGCAAUAUUGAAGAUAGCAACUUGAUAUUUGGCAUUCAUGUGUAUCUCAUGAAGCUGCACAUUUUGAGUGGUGAAAGGUCAAGGUCAUCCUUCAAGGUCAAAAGUAAAAAAAAAUCCAAGGGAAGUAAUAAUUUCUAAACCUGCCAAAUGAUAUAUUGAAAUUUUAUUUCAAAGAGUCGCAUAAGAGGGCAUUGUGUUUCUGACAAACACAUCUAUUGUUUGUAUAUUUAUUGGAGAAUACAUACUCGGAAGAUAGUCACAUUUUUAGAUUUGUUGGUAUUUACGUACAUUCCUCAUUGUUUUGGCAUAAUGUACAGGUAUUAAGUCUUUUUCCAUGAAACAAAGAAAAAAAUCUUAAAUAGAAUUGGGAUUAAAGUUGUGUAUGAAUUGUUAGCCUAUAAGAUUAUAAUUACAA